Messenger RNA from Microplitis demolitor, 2387 nucleotides. It is a transcript of the gene drk, whose product is annotated as growth factor receptor-bound protein 2. The record is from RefSeq and is a predicted model, not a curated record. Gene Ontology annotation, molecular function: protein binding. Bases 1040 to 1675 code for a protein of 211 amino acids. Lineage: Eukaryota; Metazoa; Arthropoda; Insecta; Hymenoptera; Braconidae. The transcript is spliced from 6 exons.
UAGUGUAUAUAUUUAGUGCGCUGGUGAGUGUGUGUGGAAUAAUCUCGAAUGUGACGUCAGUGUUAAUACACAUAAGCCAUAUAACCAUAUAGUAGUUGGUUAAAGUCUGAGUCUGAGGAACGGAGAUCCAGAGGGAGCGAGAGAGAAAGAGAGAGAGGGUGCCGACGCAAAGGUGCCUGCGCAGAGGAAUUUAAUUUGAGGAGGUGGUCGAGGCAUCCGCCGUCGUCGUCGUUGUCGUCCUCGUCAUCCUCAUCCUCGUAUCUUACACCAAUUUAUUAUUAUUAUUGAUAUUAUUAUUGUUAUUAUUAUUAUUAUUAUUAUAUUUUAUUAAUAUCAGGACAUCACGGAUUAUAGAUCAGGAUAACUCGCGAGACCAAACGAGAGAGAUUAUUUUAUGUCUGAUAAUAAGACAAACACCAUCAUGGGUGCUCAUAAGUAUUAAUAUAUAUAUAUACAUAUACAUAUAUAUAUAUAUACAUACAUAAUAUAUGCGUAUUGCAUUACAAGUGACAGUUUAAUGUAAAUUACUAUUUUUUUUUUUUAAGUAAGUACACAAAAUAAUUUGAAUAUAAAUAAUUAUUUUUUACAUACUGAUAGACCAGUGGAUUAAUUAAAAUAAUUGUUGUGAUUAUUUAGUAGACGAGUUUUAAAAUAGGACACACACGAGUUAAAAGUAUAGAUAUUAAGUAUAAGCAAGAUUGUUAUAGCCAGUGUACACUUGUUCUGAAAAGAAGUGCUUUGGAGCCUGGGGGGAGGCUAAAUAAGUCAAGAGAAAAUCUAUCAACCUUGUCUAUUGUCUGCAGCACAACUAAUAACCUUUAUUUUAAUUUUAAAAAAACGUUUAGAUUUUAUUUAAACUGUGGUUAUUUGUUCUGCUGGAUUUUAAUUGCCAGCGAUAAGUGAAACGUGAUCGCGAUCGUGGUGACCGAGUAUUUUAAAAAGACUUUUCAAGGUUUUAUUUAUUGUGGUAAUUAUUUAUUCAAAAGUUAAUAGCCAGUAAAAUUCCGGAUCCAUUUAAUUGCUAUUUUUGACAUCAAGAAUGGAGGCUACGGCAAAACAUGAUUUUACAGCAACAGCUGAGGACGAGUUGAGUUUUCGUAGAAAUCAAGUUUUAAAGAUUCUUAAUAUGGAAGAUGAUAUGAAUUGGUACAGAGCUGAGUUGGAUUCAAAGGAAGGUUUGAUACCUAGUAAUUACAUUGAGAUGAAAAAUCAUGAUUGGUACUAUGGUCGGAUAACGAGAGCUGAUGCAGAAAGACUGCUCUCUAAUAAACACGAGGGUGCCUUUCUGAUAAGAAUCAGCGAGAGUUCUCCCGGAGACUUUUCAUUAUCUGUCAAAUGCUCUGACGGAGUCCAACACUUCAAAGUCCUGAGAGACGCGCAGGGUAAAUUUUUUUUGUGGGUCGUAAAGUUCAGUAGCCUUAACGAAUUAGUUGAAUAUCACCGCACGGCAUCGGUGUCACGUUCUCAGGACGUUAAGCUGCGUGACAUGAUACCAGAAGAGUGUUUAGUACAAGCGCUGUAUGAUUUUACGCCACAAGAACCCGGUGAACUUGAGUUCCGGAGAGGUGACGUUAUCACCGUUACAGAUCGCACGGAUCAGCACUGGUGGCAUGGGGAAAUCGGAAAUAGACGAGGAUUAUUUCCUUCAACUUAUGUUACACCUUAUCAUUCUUAGAUUAUUGUUGUCAACAUCCAUAACGGACCAUAAUCGCCUCUAUCAUGUACAGACAGAAUCAGAUAAGCUGCUAAAAUAAUCAUACAUUAUUUUCUCAUCGCGUGGGCUACUUUUUAUUUUUCAAGAGGAAAAAGAACUUGAGGAAAAAUAAAGUUGCGGAAAAACAAAAAAAUUAUAAAAUAAAAAAAAAUAAAAUUGACUUGAUUUUCAUAUGCCAUUCUGUUGCCAUUCAUGUCAUUAUUAGCUUAUAAAAAUUAUUAUACAUGUAUAAUAUCUGAUAAUAAUUAUUACUCCAUUAACUAUUACUAUUAAUAUUAAUUAUAAUUAUAAUUAUUAAUUACUUAACGUAUUAUAGUAUCCGUUUCUGUCCCAUAAGUUGCUCAUCACCAUAACGAUUUCAAUAGUUGAAAAAAAACUAUUUUGUCGUAGUGUAAUAAUAAUAAAUUUUGUACUUUUUUAUGUACGGACAAGCGGAAUGAAAAUUAAUAAUUUUUUUUCUUUUUUUUUAUAUCUAUUUUUACUCGGUAAUUUUAGCGUGUAAUUUAUUAUUAAUUAACACAGCGUAUCUUUAAUUAUUAUUAUUAUUUUAAAAUGUGAUUAUAAAUAUUGUUAUGACAGUAAAAUGAAGAAAAUUGAUGUAUGUAGCCCACCAUGAGUCUUAACUUGGCUUUUGUGUUGCAAUUAAAUUAAAUAUAUAAAGUACAUAGCUCGA